AAGAGGAGUCCUCUUCCAAGACAAUUUCAGGUCCGUGUUUCGGCUUCCUAGAACUUUGUUUGGGUGAAGCUUUUCCACAAAGUUCCGAACUUCACCCCAUUUCCCUCACAUUUCUUUGAUCAGUGCAGCAGACUUUCUCCUUUCCCUCCGCCUCACCUGAAGAUGAAGCACUUUCUCUCGCUGGGCAGCAUCCAUCAUGACUCACACAAGUUCUAGCAAGUACAGUGACCAGUCCUGGGCAAGAACCUAGUGCUUAAAAAUGCAACGAGUACAGGGUUCGACAAAUUCUGAAGCUGAUGAGUACCGAGAGAGAGAGGAAGGAAGAGAAGAAGGGAGAGAGAGAGACACCAAUGAGAGAGAGAAGCGUUGACCAGCUGCCUGCUACUUGUGGCCGGAACACGGAUCCACAUUCAAAUGGGGGGAUUACACACACCCCACCCAGAUCAAAGUUCUGCUGCCUGCCUCUUACAUUGAUGAGGACGCUUGUGAUUACAUUGGGCCCAGCAGAUAAUCCAGGAUAAUCUCCCACGCCAAGAUAUUGAUUCCAAAGAAUGAGUGAGGAGAACAAGAUGAAGCCAGUAGAGCUAAUCUGCCAGUAGAGUCUGCACAGUCAAGCUGACAAAACUAGUUCAAAGCACACGGGCUGAAGCAUAAGGAACAGAUGUUAACUUUAACUAGCCCAACGACUUCAACUUUUGAACUUUGUAGCUAUGCAUCAAUAUUGGAAGAUUAUAUAUAUACUAAGAUAACCCUCUGAAGAACAUAGGAAAGAAUGUUCAUGUAUCCAGACCACCUGACAUUCGUUAUUCAGAUUGCCCAGCAUCUAUUAUACAGACCACUGGACAUCUGGAAGAUUACCAUCCUGGACCAAUCCAGAGGCUAAGACUGCAGGGCUGAUGCAUCUCAAGAAUAUAUAUUUUUUAUUAUAAGAACUGUCAACAUUUCUCUUUUUGUUGAAACACUCCGGGUGUUGUCAGGUAGUGUUUCAGAUUUGCAAAUCCUAAGACCUUGAAUAAAACUUUGCCACUUUAAAUGUUAGUGAAGCUUCCUGAUUCAUUCAUGCUCAGCGGACAAUUCAUUCAUCCUCACAACUCCAUGAUGUAUACAGAUGCAAAAAUGGAGUCAUAGAGAGGUAAAUCAACUCACCCAAGGUCACCCAACCAGGAGGCAUCGGUAUGGACAGAUUGACUUCCUGUCCUUCUGCUCCGUGCCCUAGGAGGCUGACCUGACAUGGGUUUUCUCAAUAGGCUCCCCAGCUUCCUGGUCUUCUGGCUCGAGAGUGUGGCAGAAAGCCCCAGCAGGACUAUGGCAACUCAGGAAGCCACUCCAGGCAGCCAGUCAGAGAACAGUGCUUUGGAACUGCCAUCUGCUUGUGACAUAAGAGAUUAUAUGCUGCAAGAAGCUGGCCAGGAGGCCCUCAGCGAGGCUGUUAGUUCGGUAGAAGCCCUUUCUAUUCCUUCCUCUUCUGAGGUGGACCCAGCUGCGUCCCGCAAGAUGGAAGCAGCUGAAGGAGAAGAGUUACUGCCGUGGCGCCUCCCUGAGCUGUUCGAUACCUGCCAGCGGCUUUUGGACGAGGUGGAAGUCGCGGUGGAACCCACCGGUUCCCUGGUUGUGCAAGAGGAGGUGUUGAAAGGACUACAUCUCCUGAAGCAGUCGGCCCAGAUGUUUCUGCAGCUUGACUUGUUCGGCCAUAAUGAAGAUUUGGAAGAGAUUGCUUCCUCUGACCUGAAGUACCUGAUGGUACCAGCCCUUCAAGGAGCACUCGCUCUGAAACAAGUCAGCGCCGGCAGGCGGCUAGAUGAUUUGCAGUGGGCUCGAGAACACUUUUUAAUCUACUUAACUCAGUGCCAACACUAUCAUGUGGCAGAGUUCAAGUUGCCUAAAACCAAGAACAACUCAGCUGAAAAUAACACGGCUGGUUCUUCUGUGGCCCGUCCUAACCUUGUGGCUAUGGCAUCUCGAAGACAGGCUAAAACAGAGAGAUACAAGCAGAAGAAGGAGACGGAGCAUAGGUUGUCUGCCCUGGAAGCUGCCGUGGGGAGCGGGGAAGCAGACCACCAGCACGUUCGUGAGUAUCACCUCCUGCACCCGUGGAGGUGGAUCGGCAUCCGCUUAGAAGAGAUCGACAGCAUUGACCAGGAGAUGGAGAUCCUGAGGGGAAAAGACGCCCCCGAACAGGCAUCAGCUCCUGGCUCAACUCCUCAGUCCAGGCCUCCAAUGAAACCCUUUAUUCUCACUCAAAAUGCCGCUCAAGGCAAAGUAUUUGGAGCUGGUUAUCCAAGUCUGGCAGCUGUGACAGUGAGUGACUAGUAUGAUUAGCAUCGGAGUGGAGCUUUACCAGGUCAGGGAAUGCCCAGGACAACCUCAGAGGUCAGGAGAGGAGCUCAGCAACAGGAAGAGCAAGGACAAAAGGAGGACGAGGAUGAUGAGGAAGCACUCCGGAGAGCUCGGGAGUGGGAUGCCUGGAAGGAUACCCAUUCUAGGGGCUCUGGCAACCGACAGAACAUGGGUUAGUCUUCCCACAACAAACGGGAUGACGGGGCACACCUCUUCCCCUCGAAGAAAAGCUGUGCUGUCUUGCCAGUACCUGGGUUCGGCUUUAGCUCUGUACCGCGAAGGCAAAGAUGCUUAAUCUUGCCUUGCAUUCAAAUAAAGGGGCAAGCAGUUAAGUGUGUAUCUGUGGCCUAGAUGAUGAGCCAGUGAUUCUUGUUUUGGCAUUGUCCCAAUCAUGUAUUGCAGUUUCUUCAGUGGAAAGAAAAGGGUGCCGAGAAGUGGGCUGUGUACAGUCAACGGCUGUGUGAAUUCUCCUUCAAAAAUAAAGUCCUUUUUAUUACAGGAGCCUGUGCAGGAAGAAAAAGGGAGAAAGUUUUAGUUUCAGAUCAUCCUAUGUGGUUACUCUGGCCUCUGGGUUUGUAAGGCCGCCACAGGGGCCUCCCCUGAGCUCGUCAGGUUUAGUAUGUGGUCCCCUUUCUCAUCCACACCUUGUUUGAUUGCCGAUCCCUUGGAGAAUCUGACUGAACGAAUGAAAGCUUUCCUCCAAAAAGGGGGAACUUUAAAUGUGGUGUGUGGUUCCAGGGGACCCCCCUCCCCCAACUCCUAGACCUAGAACUUAACAUUUAAAGGAAUAAAACAAGAAUGACCGGAAGAGGGGGUUGCUCGUUGGGGGUUGGGCGCCUGUGCCCUCCCUCUUUUGAUCAAAAGAGGAAGCUGCCUGCUCCUACAGCUGGAUCUAUUAAAUUCUUGCCAAACAGCAUAGAGAAGAAAAGAAUCUAGUGUCUCUUGCUGGUGGAAAUUAUGCUCUUUCACGGGAUUGCAAGGAAAGUAUUCCAGGAACCCACACGUGGGAGGUUGUGACAGGAUGAGGUAUCUUUGGGCUAGAAAUAGAAGGUGCCUCCAGAUUCCCAGUGUCUCAUCUUCAUUUUUCCUGUUGUGGAAAAAGCCCACCUUUGUCUUCAUCAGGCCCAGAAAUAGGGCCAAUGUCCAGAGAUGCUGUGCCAUGACAGAGUUUCGUCCAUAUCAAAGCUUGUUAGUCCCCCAGGCAGCUGGCACUGCUGUAUCCAGUACCCAGGCCUGGCCUGGAGUUGGCUGAUGUCCGCGUAGCUCCUGGCCAUGUAGCUGCGAGGGGCCACACGGUUGCGGUGGAGAGAAAAUGUGUGAACAAGUGGGGCAAGAGCAUGUUACAGAGAGAGAGAGAGCGUGCGCGUUUUUGUUAGGCUGAUUAUCUUCAGCUUGGGAAGGACCAGGUGCUUCUUCAGACUAAGCAAUCAACCUUUCAACCUUUCAUGGGCUUUUCAUCGGUCCGUCCCCUAACCAGUCUAUCUCCUAGAUCUUCCAGGGUUCUGUGUCCCUCAUCCAAUCUGAUUCUCUCCCCAGGCCACACAGACAGGCCUUUAUGGUCACCAUCUUGACUUCUGUGCAUGUGCUUACCACCCCCUGCUCCUUGCGAGGAUCUGAGACCAGAGGCCGGGUGCUUCCCUACGUGGGGAAGGGAGGGGUGUUAAUCCCCUUGGUGGGGCAAUGCUGUGGUUCCCCUGAGUGCGUGAAGCUGUAGCUUCCUGAUUAAUAAGCAGGCAUGUGCUCCCUAGUUGAUUAUGGUUAAUAAUGUCUGACCCCCUUUGCUUCCUUCCUUUAUUAAUAUUCAGCUACCUACACGAACGCUUCCACUCGGUCUCCUGUAUGUUUUUACAUGACUUUAACCUUUAGGCCAGUGUUGUUUGCUCAGUGUGUUCCACGUCCUGUACUCUUUCACUACCUUAGAGUGAUUUGUGAUUGUGCAAGAACAUUUCGGUUGUGGCCUGACACAAGGUGCACCCCAAGAAUUCCAUCACAGAGGCUGCACUCGCUGACAGUGUCCAUCUGCUGUUUCUGUCACCGAUCGUGCAUACCAGUGCCACUUCACAUUGUGUGACCGGCAUGGAAAGAUGUGCGGGUGUAUCAGACAAGAACUGGCAUUCAGAAGCAGGGUCUUGUUCAAUUUUGCAUGAGAUGUUCCCUGUUGACUUGGAAAACUUGCAGUGUUUGAAAGCAGGGGUAGAAAAUACAACCCCAGAGAUUCUAUAUAUCCAGACUCCUUGGCAGUUGGUGUACUGGGAAGCGGGCUGUGUACUGGGGCGAAGUGAAGCUGUUGCCCUGCCCAGAAGAUGUUGGUGGCGUCCAGGCAGCAGGAAGCGUGGCAACAUUCCACAGCGAUCAGCUGAGGGAAAAACAAAAAUCCUAACCCCAGAUGGCCUUUCUCCCUCCCAGGAGAUAGUAUUGCCUUGACCGAGGAGACCUGUACCUUAGUGCCCAGCUCUUGGUCUCAUAAACCACAGCAAUAUGAUUGUGUUUCUAGUUCUUACUCUCCUUUGCCAUUCGGUUCUCCAGUCUCCUCUUGGAUUCCUCAAAAUUAAAAAAUUAGGCUUUUAUACAAGCGGUACAUGUUUCAAUUUCUUAGAAAGGGUAAGAAGUAGAUUAUUUGGUGCUGACAGCACAGUAGGAAUGUAAAUGUUUGAACUCUACCAAGUUUGUGAUCCAACAGAAGUGGGCCCAAGCAAGGUAGGACUGACGGCUGGGCCUGGUGACCUCCGUUUCUCUGUUGAAUGGGCAGAAAGUACAGCCUUGGGGGCCAGAGGGCUUUAUUACUUUGCACACAGUAUCCACAGACAUGUUAUAGAACUCUGAGCCUCAGUUUUUCCCUGUUUUAUGGGGAUAAUAAUACCUGCCCCAUGGAACUGGACACACAGCCGGUAUCACAAAUGACGGUCCCCUCCUCCACACUGUGUAAGCGUCAGGUGUAGUGGUCCAUUGUGGAUGGGUUUAUGAAUUGUGCCUUCUUCCUCCCUGUUGAAAAGUAGAAUAUUUGCUUGUCUGUUUUCUUUUAUCAUGUAUCAAGUAGUUACGAAGCUUAAGAAGCGCUUACCACUUUUCUGUAUGACUGUGAGGAAGCAGAUUAUCUGCAAUAAAUGCCCUGUGUCCAUUAUUUCCUGGUCAGGCACGUGGCUUUGAUAAAUGACUUCCUAAGUCCUGAAGGGAUUGGGUCUAGUCCUAAAAGAAACCGAACAAUUGAAUUUUGAUGGAUGCAGAACAGAGGCCCACAGUAUUAUCCCAGGAGUUGGAGAGGUUCCUGGCAUCUGCUCUGGCCCUGGACAAAUUCAGCAUCACUAUUUCACUGCAGAAUGAUGGGGGGGUUGGCUUUCCUGGCCAUCUUGCCUGCCCAUGAUAUGCUGAUCAGUUAAGAUAGCAGUAUUCCUUCUUUGCAUGUUAUAUUUUUGUUUCUG
Messenger RNA from Artibeus jamaicensis (Jamaican fruit-eating bat), 5756 nucleotides. RefSeq names its product immunoglobulin-binding protein 1-like. Lineage: Eukaryota; Metazoa; Chordata; Mammalia; Chiroptera; Phyllostomidae. The record is from RefSeq and is a predicted model, not a curated record. Gene Ontology annotation, biological process: regulation of double-strand break repair via nonhomologous end joining; regulation of dephosphorylation; regulation of signal transduction. Gene Ontology annotation, molecular function: protein phosphatase 2A binding. Gene Ontology annotation, cellular component: cytosol.